Mycena citricolor is the source of this 212-nucleotide messenger RNA. The record is from the annotation of a GenBank genome assembly. Lineage: Eukaryota; Fungi; Basidiomycota; Agaricomycetes; Agaricales; Mycenaceae.
GCCAGGACCAGCAGACUCAGCUUCACUGUCGGAUACUGCAAAUUUGUAUGUUACGCUCCUCGCAGCCGGAAAGAAUAGCGACACUCUGCACCCGUGAUGUGCACGAAUGGGUAGCACUAAGAAACGGAAGCACAACGCGAUGUAUGAAAACGUGGAAAUUGACGAAAGCGGAUCUGGAAUCCGCGCGGCUGUCGAAGAGAGAAUAGUAGCCC